Fusarium proliferatum ET1 is the source of this 195-nucleotide messenger RNA. RefSeq lists its product as uncharacterized. The record is from RefSeq and is a predicted model, not a curated record. The transcript has 2 exons. The coding region runs from base 1 to 195 and encodes 64 amino acids. Lineage: Eukaryota; Fungi; Ascomycota; Sordariomycetes; Hypocreales; Nectriaceae.
AUGUUGAUUGAUCUGUGUGUAUUAAAGAUUUUAUGGUUGUUAUGGUUAUCGGGGGGUUACUCUGCAUUAGACUGUGAAUGGUCAAGGGGCGCUGCCACUCGCAAUAUCAUUGCCUCACUAGGCCAUGCCAUCACUGAAUCACCAGAUACUCACUGUACCUACUCACUCAUUGCAUCCUCGGCGCAAUACAUUUAA